Molecule: messenger RNA, 5263 nt
Organism: Maniola jurtina (meadow brown)
Lineage: Eukaryota; Metazoa; Arthropoda; Insecta; Lepidoptera; Nymphalidae
Gene: kkv
Product: chitin synthase chs-2
Exons: 23
Coding region: 224-4924 (1566 amino acids)
Cellular component (GO): cell periphery; cell septum
Molecular function (GO): chitin synthase activity
Source: RefSeq, a predicted model, not a curated record
UAAAAGCCUUCGCGUGAGUCAGUAGAAAAGGCUAACGAGUGACUGGUGGUAGCGGCCCAGACUUGUAAGUUCAGCGCGCGCGCAGUGAUCGCUUGGCGACCCGAUCGACCGCACUCACGCACCAUGCGCGCGACCCGCGAGUGUGGACGUACCAUUAAAAUCUAGUGAAGUGACAAUAAAUCCGGAUUUCACACACAUCUGGAAUAGAACCAGUUAAGCAACCAUGGCGACUUCAGGGGGGAAGUCGCGGCGAGAAGAGAUCAGCGACAACUCUGACGACGAGCUAUUGCCGCUGGCAAAUGACACUUAUGGCGGCAGCCAAAGAACAGUACAAGAAACAAAAGGAUGGGACGUCUUCAGAGAAUUCCCACCGAAGCAGGACAGCGGGUCCAUGGAGAGUCAAGCCUGUCUGGAGUUCACGGUCCGCAUACUCAAAGUGUUCGCGUACACGAUCACCUUUAUAGUGGUGCUGGGCUCUGGCGUGAUAGCCAAGGGCACAGUGCUUUUCAUGACCUCACAACUCAAGAAAGACAAACGGCUAGCGUAUUGUAAUAGGAAUUUAGGUAGGGAUAAACAAUUUAUAGUCAGUCUGCCGGACGAGGAGCGGGUAGCAUGGAUGUGGGCGCUCCUCGCAGCCUUCGCGAUUCCAGAAAUAGGGACACUAAUACGUUCAGUCCGAAUUUGUUUCUUCAAAACUUCGAAAACUCCUACUAGUAUACAGUUUAUAGUGGUCUUUAUUACUGAAUCCCUGCACACAAUAGGAAUGGGAUUGUUAUUCUUCAAAGUACUGCCAGAACUGGAUGUGGUCAAAGGAGCCAUGAUAACGAACUGCCUCUGCAUUGUACCCGCGAUUCUGGGCUUGCUCUCCCGAAACUCGCGAGAUACGAAACGUUUCAUGAAAGUGAUCGUCGACAUAGCCGCUAUAGUCGCACAAGUUACCGGUUUCAUUGUUUGGCCGCUGCUAGAAAACAAACCAGUGAUUUGGCUUAUCCCAAUUUCCGCCCUCUGUAUAUCCUUAGGAUGGUGGGAGAACUAUGUUUCACGACAGAGUCCAAUCGGUAUUAUAAAGAGCUUAGCCAGAAUAAAAGAGGAACUCAAUCACACACGCUACUUCACCUACCGCUUUAUGUCAGUUUGGAAGAUUAUUCUAUUUCUGAUUUGCAUUCUCAUGAGUAUUUGGAUGGAUGGCGAUGAUCCUGCUAUGUUCUUCCAGCUAUUUAAACCCGGUUUCGGACCUCAUAAUAUCGUAGUCGAGGAGGUUCAAAUACAACUUGGCGGGACACUAAUUCCAGACCUUGCGAACGCAACUCUCACUGGUGACUCGGUCGAGGUAGCAGCGGUACACAAGUCGGCCUUCUAUGUGCUACUCAUUCAAGUUUUCGCCGCGUACUUGUGCUAUAUAUUUGGGAAAUUCGCUUGUAAAAUCCUUAUUCAAGGCUUCAGUUAUGCCUUCCCGAUCAAUCUGGUGAUUCCGUUGGUAGUGAACUUAUUGAUCGCCGCGUGUGGUCUAAGGAAUGGUGACAAUUGCAUAUUCCAUGGUACAAUUCCAGACUAUCUAUUCUUUGAGAGCCCCCCAGUAUUUUCACUUGGUGACUUUAUCACACGACAAAUGGCAUGGAUAUGGCUGCUCUGGCUACUUUCACAAACCUGGAUUACGAUUCAUAUUUGGACUCCAAAAGCAGAACGUUUGGCAUCGACUGAAAAACUGUUUAUUCUUCCAAUGUACAAUGGAUUACUGAUUGAUCAGAGCAUGGCCCUUAAUAGAAAAAGAGAUGAUCAAAAGGACGUUAAAACCGAGGAUCUGGCAGAAAUAGAAAAAGAGAAAGGCGAUGAAUAUUACGAAACAAUAUCGGUGCAUACAGACAACACUGGAUCUUCUCCUAGAACAAUCAAGUCGUCAGAUCAAAUUACCAGAAUCUACGCAUGCGCUACUAUGUGGCACGAGACUAAAGACGAGAUGAUGGAGUUCUUGAAGUCUAUUCUGCGAUUAGACGAAGACCAGUGCGCUCGGCGGGUUGCUCAGAAAUAUUUGCGGGUUGUUGACCCAGACUACUACGAAUUCGAAACUCAUAUAUUUUUGGAUGAUGCAUUCGAAAUAUCUGAUCACAGUGACGACGAUUCUCAAGUGAAUCGGUUCGUCAAACUUCUUGUAGACACUAUAGACGACGCUGCUUCCGAAGUGCAUCAAACUAUUAUAAGGGUACGACCGCCAAAGAAGUUUCCCGCACCAUACGGUGGACGACUGACGUGGGUACUGCCAGGGAAAACUAAAAUGAUCUGUCACUUGAAGGAUAAGGCUAAAAUUCGUCACAGAAAACGAUGGUCUCAGGUUAUGUACAUGUACUACCUACUCGGAUUCCGUCUAAUGGAGCUGCCUAUAUCUGUCGAUCGAAAAGAAGUGAUGGCUGAAAAUACUUUCCUGCUAACUCUUGAUGGAGAUAUUGAUUUCCGGCCGCAUGCUGUGCGACUGCUUAUCGAUUUGAUGAAGAAAAAUAAGAAUUUAGGAGCGGCGUGUGGACGUAUUCACCCUGUUGGUUCUGGUCCCAUGGUAUGGUAUCAACUGUUCGAGUACGCUAUUGGGCAUUGGCUGCAAAAGUCGACUGAGCACAUGAUUGGUUGUGUACUCUGUAGUCCUGGAUGCUUCUCUCUGUUCAGAGGAAAGGCUCUUAUGGAUGACAAUGUAAUGAAGAAGUAUACCUUAAGAUCUGACGAAGCUCGGCAUUACGUACAAUACGAUCAAGGAGAGGAUCGUUGGCUCUGCACACUUUUGUUACAAAGAGGUUAUCGAGUAGAAUACUCAGCUGCUUCCGAUGCGUACACUCAUUGCCCCGAAGGUUUCAACGAGUUCUACAAUCAGCGCCGUCGCUGGGUGCCUUCUACUAUUGCCAACAUUAUGGACUUGCUUGCUGAUUAUAAACACACGAUCAAAAUUAACGACAACAUAUCCACGCCCUAUAUCGCAUACCAGAUGAUGUUGAUAGGAGGUACGAUUUUGGGCCCCGGCACUAUAUUUCUUAUGUUGGUGGGUGCUUUUGUGGCAGCUUUUAGAAUCGACAACUGGACAUCUUUCGAAUAUAAUCUGUACCCCAUUGCAAUCUUUAUGUUUGUCUGCUUCACGAUGAAAUCAGAAUAUCAGUUAUUGGUCGCGCAAAUCUUGUCUACAGCAUAUGCUAUGAUAAUGAUGGCUGUGAUCGUCGGUACGGCGCUCCAAUUAGGAGAGGACGGUAUCGGAUCGCCAUCAGCUAUCUUCUUGAUAUCACUUUCAAGUUCGUUCUUCAUAGCCGCUUGUUUGCAUCCGCAAGAGUUCUGGUGUAUAGUACCUGGCAUCAUUUACUUGCUUUCGAUUCCUUCUAUGUACUUGCUUUUAAUUUUGUAUUCAAUCAUUAACUUGAACGUUGUAUCAUGGGGUACAAGAGAAGUGCAGACGAAAAAGACUAAAAAGGAAAUCGAACAAGAAAAGAAAGACGCAGAGGAGGCUAAGAAAAAAGCCAAACAAAAAUCUUUACUUGGAUUCCUGCAAGGUGUAAACAGUAACGAAGAAGAAGGUUCGAUCGAGUUUUCAUUUGCUGGGCUGUUUAAAUGUUUGCUUUGCACGCAACCUAAAGGGAAUGAAGAAAAACUGCAGCUUAUGCACAUUGCGUCGACACUUGAUAAAUUGGAAAAGAAAUUGGAUACCGUAGAAAGGAUUGUAGACCCACAUGGGCAAAUAAGAGGCCGUAAGCUUUCCCUUGGAAUGCGAGGCAGUACGAACGGCGAUCCGUUGGUAACAGUAGCCGAAGGCGAGGAAGAAGACCGUGGUUCUGAUUCUGAAACCGAAACGAUGUCUUCAAUGCCCAGAGAAAAAAGGGAUGACCUUAUUAAUCCUUAUUGGAUUGAAGACACUGAAUUGAAAAAGGGAGAAGUUGACUUUAUGAAUCAAACUGAGUUAUCGUUUUGGAAAGAUCUGAUCGACAAAUAUUUGUACCCUAUCGACGCAAAUAAGGAAGCGGAGGCACGUAUAUCCAGGGAGCUCAAAGAAUUGAGAGACUCUUCUGUUUUUUCAUUCUUUAUGGUUAAUGCUCUUUUUGUGCUCAUUGUUUUCUUGCUGCAACUGAACAAGGACAACAUUCAUAUUAAAUGGCCGUUCGGAGUUAAAACUAAUAUUACGUAUGAUGAGGUUUCACAAGAGGUACUCAUAAGCAAGGAAUACUUGCAAUUGGAACCUAUUGGUUUAGUGUUCGUGUUUUUCUUCGCCUUGAUUCUGGUUAUUCAGUUUACCGCUAUGUUGUUCCAUAGAUUCGGUACUAUUUCACACAUUUUAGCAUCAACUGAAUUGAACUGGUUCUGUACGAAGAAGUCAGAAGAUCUAUCUCAGGAUGCCCUUCUUGAUAAAAAUGCAAUAGCAAUAGUGAAAGACUUACAAAAAUUAAACGGGCUAGACGACGAUUACGAAAACGACUCUGGCUCGGGACCCCAAAAUGUGGGUAGGAGGAAAACAAUUCACAACUUGGAGAAAUCAAGGCAAAAGAAGAGGAACAUAGGCACGCUGGAUGUUGCUUUCAAGAAAAGAUUCUUUAAUAUGAAUGCCAAUGAUGGUCCAGGUACACCAGUCUUAAAUCGCAAGAUGACAUUGCGUAGAGAAACACUAAAAGCUUUAGAGACGAGAAGAAAUUCUGUAAUGGCUGAACGAAGAAAGUCUCAAAUGCAAACACUUGGUGCCAACAAUGAAUAUGGAGUAACUGGAAAGUUAAAUAACAAUCACCCGGUGCCUCCGCGUCACCGAACUUCAACCGCAAACAUAUCAGUGAAGGACGUAUUUGCUGAACCAAUUAAUGGUGGAAUGGUCAAUAGAGGAUAUGAGACCUCAUUAGGCGAUGACGACGACAGCAACUCAAUGAGACUCCAGCCCAGGCAAAACCAAGUUUCCUUCCAAGCAAGAUUCUAGUGAACAAGCAGACAUUAUUUGUCGCAAAUACUUAGUUGCCAACGUAACGAAUUAAAUUAUUAGUGUAAGAAAUUGUAGAUACUCAUUUAGCAUAGUAAGUAAUAUUAUUAUUGAAAACUCAAUUUGUGAAAUUACAAGCAUCACAAUGUAUUGUGAUAUUUUUAUUUUUGUGUCAAACGACCAGAAUGGACUGAUGUGAAAACAUUGUGUUCUCUAUUUUGUAUUUAGUUUAUAUGUACAAUAAUAAUAAUUUUUAUUAUUAUUAGUAGAAUUUACACUGCCACUCUACUUUUGUAUUUUUCUAUAAGACAUAUCCAGAUAAAGUUAUGUUUAAAAUGA